AUGCAUGUCUCACCACCACGCUUCACCCCAUUGUGCCACCUCAUACCUCUCGUUCCAAUUCACUUCGAUUUGCCGUCUGCCGUCAAGCCGGCAGUUUUGACGGCGGCUGACGGCCAGCCGCGACUAGCGCUCGUGGCCGACCGGGACAUUCGGUCGGGUGACGAUUUGUUGUUGGUGCCGCUAAGCGCGUGCCUGACCCUGGACAAGGUCCUUAAGACCGACAUUGGCGCCGUGUGCGGCGACGUCAGGCCGUGGGUGGCGUUGGCGCUGUUCAUAAUCCGCGAGCGGGGCAACCCCAACUCCGAGUGGGCGCCAUACUUCGACACGCUCCCCGCCACGCUCAACUCGCCGCUCCUCUGGUCCGAAGAGGAGCUCAAGAUGCUGGAAGGCGCGCAGGUGUUGGCGUUGCAGCAGCAGUACGCGGAGUACAUAGCGGCGGAGCACCAAGCAGCGCUGGACGCCAUCGUGCUGCCCAACCCCAACCUCUUCCCCGACCCCACCUGCUUCUCCCUCGCCGCCUUCACCUGGGCCUUCGCCCUCCUGCGCGCGCGCUCCUUCCCGCCCUUCUCCCGCGACGACGUCGCCCUCGUGCCGCUGCUCGACCUGGUGUCGCACAGCACGGAUUCCCCCGAGGGCAAGUGGCAGGCGAGGUCGGUGGGCGGAGGGCUCUUCUCUGCCGGCCGGGACGUGGUGACAGGCCCUGCAGGGCGCUCGUACGAGAAGGGCCAGCUGAUCACAGUGAACUUUGGCAAGGACAAGUCCAACGCACAGCUCGCCAUAGAUCACGGCAUCGUCGACCCGCCCUCCAUCACCCCCGCCUCCACCACCUCCUCCGCCACCUCCUCCUCGCAAGACCCACAGCAGGAGCAGCAGAAAUCAGGCGCCCUGGGCGCGAUUGUAAACACAGUCACUAGCGGCGUGAGCAACGUCACCAGCAUGGUCUCCGUCGGGAAAGCCGUGGCCGCAGUCGAAGCAGCAAAGGUCGCCGCGAAAGCCGCAGCAGCCGCCGCCGCCACUGGCGCGGGCAACCGCGACGCGUUCUCGCUGACGCUAGAGAUUGCUGAGUCGGACCGGUUUUAUGAUGACAAGGCGGAUAUAGCGGAGCAGAGUGGGCUGGAGGCGGUGGCUGAUUUUGACAUUGUGGCGGGGCAGGGCGUGCCCGAUGAGAUGGUGGCGUUUCUCAGGCUUGUGGCGCUUGGUGGGGCCGAUGCCUUCCUGCUCGAGGCGCUGUUCCGCAACAGUGUGUGGGAGCACCUGCUGCAGGCGGUGAGCCGGGAGAACGAGGAGGCGGUGUGUGUGGGCAUCAUGGACUCGUGCGCUGCUGCGCUCGCUGCCUAUCCCACCACAUACGACGAGGACGCGGCGCUGCUCCCCUCGCUGGCACCGGGCAGCAAGGAGCAGGUGGCGGUGGUGGUGCGCAUGGGGGAGAAGGCCGCUCUGGGCGAGCUGCAGUCGUGGGCGGUGCGGCGCAUGCGCGCGCUCGACUCGCUGCUCUACUACGCCGAGCGCCGCCUCUCGGACCUGGGCCUGCUGGACGACACCGGCAACAUGACGCCCUGGGUGAGCGUUGAGUGA
Messenger RNA from Closterium sp. Yama58-4, 1575 nucleotides. The record is from the annotation of a GenBank genome assembly. NCBI's taxonomy places the organism in Eukaryota, Viridiplantae, Streptophyta, Zygnematophyceae, Desmidiales, Closteriaceae.